UGAAAAUAAUUUAGCUAACAAAGAAAUGGAGUUAGAGAACGAGAGGCAGGAUAAAAGAUGUUUGAAAUCCGAUGAAUCCUCUCAAAAAAAUCCAGGAUAGUAUCCUUGACAAAGGUACCGAAAAUGAUAGUCAGACAAAGGAGAAGGAUGAUCAAAUUAAAUGUCUGACGGAAAAGUUGCAGCAAACACAAACGAAACUAUACGAAUCUAAAAAUACUUGCACCAGACUUAAACAAGAGAUUAAUAAAUUACACAAGUUGCUAUGCAGCGAAGUCGGCGAUAACGUGAACGUAAAUAAUUUAUUGAAUCAAUUCGGUGGAUGGCGAGGAAGGGCCGAACAAGUUCAUUUAUUGCAACAAAGAGUAGGAGAAUUGCAGUCAAGAUUAUCGGAGUACGAAGGAACCCAAAAAUCAUCAAUUGCGUCUAUGGAGCGGAAGAAUCUUGCCAGUUUUCGAAACGUCGAAAAGGAGAGACGGCAGCAAAUAGAAAAUUCAGCGAAGGAGCUUCGCCAGGCGGAAAUAGCUAUUGAAAGUUACAAGCGGAAGUUGGAGGCUUCGAAAGCGAGAAUAAAAGUGCUGGAGAAUGAGUUGAACGCGGCGAAAGGAAAUAUCGCGAUAUUGAACGAAAAGCGAUCUCACGAUGAUCGUUUAAUCGAAACACUGAAUAAUCGACUUAAAAUUGCCGAGAUAAAGCACCAAGAACGCGAAGCAGAUAUGAGAAAUAGAGAAGAAAAAAUUGAACACGAAUGCACGAAUUUGAAGAACGAUUUACAGUCGGCGCAGCUUCAAAUUGAUCGGUUGCGGAGACGACUGGAAGAACGCGAGAUUGAAAUCGACAAAUUAAGAAACGGAACGAUUGCAAACAGUGAAGACAUUAACCAAAAGAUCCCACAAUUGCCGGCGUUCUUAAAUAAUUUUAAUUGUAGCACUCCUCUACAUAGUUUUCGAAAUUCAUACGAACCCAAUGAAUAUGUAACUUUAGCUCUUGCCGCCGAAGCCGAAAGGGAGAGACUACUAGAAUUAAUAACUGUGCUCAACAGACGACUGGACAAAGAGAGAAGCGACGCUGAUAUUCUUUCUAACAAUUUGCGCAACGAGAGAAACAAAUCGGCCAAAUUAGAAUCGAAAAUUCGGAAAUUAGAAGUCGAAAGGGCGGGACUCGUUAAAAUCGACACUGGAUACAGAACGAGAUUUGCGAAGUCGUCGAAGACCAACGACGUCGACGCAGAACAAAUGCGCCUAAAGAUGGAAUUAUUUCAAGAAGAGUGUCUCACAUUGAAAGCUAGAUUAGAUACUGUGCAACAGGAAAAAGCAUCAGAUCUUGCGGCCUACAAACAGAUGUACGAACAAAUUAAAAAAGUGUUUCAGGAUGCGUGCAGAGGUAAAGAACCGUGUACCGUUGGCAAUCGCUCUACGAUAACAGUUUAACACGAAUUAUUAUAUUCUACAAUAUAAUGUAUACAAAAUUUCCAAGAUUAAUAACAACCAUACUCCAUAAAAUA
Megachile rotundata (alfalfa leafcutting bee) is the source of this 1501-nucleotide messenger RNA. RefSeq lists its product as uncharacterized. NCBI's taxonomy places the organism in Eukaryota, Metazoa, Arthropoda, Insecta, Hymenoptera, Megachilidae. The record is from RefSeq and is a predicted model, not a curated record.